AAAUUAGGCGAGGUGGGGCAGGGACACUGGCAGGUAAACUCUGGAAAGUUACAACUUGGGUUAUUCUCUGAGUGGCGCCCUACAAACGGACGCCGAGUAGGUGUCUCACUCAGAGACUUGAAAUUGAACUUCAGGUUCUCUUGAGUUGUAGGAGACUUCUGAGUCCGCGAACCUGGCGGCCGUUCAACGACUCCGCCCUCGGGGUCCCAGGGGGGCGCCUUCUAGAGAGCCCAAUUGUCUGGGGCGAAGGCGCAGGGAAGGCGGCCGGGCAGCAAGGAAGGCUAGGGCCGCGGGCCCCGAAAGCACACACAAAGCGACCUUGCUGCCCUCGGGUGGGCGCCUCCCGGCUGCGAGCCGAGCCGGAGUGGGCGGCGGGGCGGCGGUUCCCCUCGCUGAGGCCGAGGAAAGCGCGCGCAAGGCUCGGGGCGCGCGGCGAGCGCGGCGGCCGCCGCCUCCUCCCCUCCCCGCCUCCGCCGGCGCUGCCUCCUCCCUCCGCCCGGCUCGGCCUCCCUCACUCCCUCCCCUCGUGGCUGGCUUCGGCGGCGGCGGCGGCGGCGGGCGGGGAGGGCGUGCGCCGGCCGAGAGGUGUCGGCGGCCAGGCAAGGGAAGUUUCAAGUGGAAGGUCGUCCGCCGCCGGCGCGUCCUCUUGCUCUCCUCCCGCAGCAUCAUGGCGGAGCCGAGCGGCUCGCCCGUGCACGUCCAGCUUCCCCAGCAGGCUGCCCCGGUGACAGCGGCGGCGUCGGCCCCAGCGGCCGCGACAGCAGCGCCGGCCCCGGCUCCGGCUCCGGCUCCGGCCCCGACCCCGGCCCCGGCCCCGGCCCCGGCGGCGCAGGCCGUCGGCUGGCCCAUCUGCAGGGACGCAUACGAGCUGCAGGAGGUUAUCGGCAGUGGAGCUACUGCUGUGGUUCAGGCUGCCCUGUGCAAACCCAGGCAAGAACGGGUAGCGAUAAAGCGGAUCAACUUGGAAAAAUGCCAGACCAGUAUGGAUGAACUAUUAAAAGAAAUUCAAGCCAUGAGUCAGUGCAGCCAUCCAAAUGUUGUGACCUAUUACACCUCUUUUGUGGUCAAAGAUGAACUUUGGCUGGUCAUGAAGUUGCUAAGUGGAGGUUCAAUGUUGGAUAUCAUAAAAUACAUUGUCAACCGAGGAGAACAUAAGAACGGAGUUCUGGAAGAGGCAAUAAUAGCAACAAUUCUUAAAGAGGUUUUGGAAGGCUUAGACUAUCUACACAGAAAUGGUCAGAUUCACAGGGAUUUGAAAGCUGGUAAUAUUCUUCUGGGUGAGGAUGGUUCGGUACAAAUAGCAGAUUUUGGGGUAAGUGCAUUCUUAGCAACGGGGGGUGAUGUUACCCGAAACAAAGUGAGAAAAACAUUCGUUGGUACCCCAUGUUGGAUGGCCCCUGAAGUCAUGGAACAGGUGAGAGGCUAUGACUUCAAGGCUGACAUGUGGAGUUUUGGAAUAACUGCCAUUGAAUUAGCAACAGGAGCAGCGCCUUAUCACAAAUAUCCUCCUAUGAAAGUGUUAAUGUUGACUUUGCAAAAUGAUCCACCCACUUUAGAAACUGGAGUAGAGGAUAAAGAAAUGAUGAAAAAGUACGGCAAGUCCUUUAGAAAAUUACUUUCACUGUGUCUUCAGAAAGAUCCCUCCAAAAGGCCCACAGCAGCAGAACUUUUAAAAUGCAAAUUCUUCCAGAAAGCCAAGAACAGAGAGUACCUGAUUGAGAAGCUGCUGACAAGAACACCAGACAUAGCCCAAAGAGCCAAAAAGGUAAGAAGAGUUCCUGGGUCAAGCGGUCACCUUCAUAAAACCGAAGACGGUGACUGGGAGUGGAGUGACGACGAGAUGGACGAAAAAAGUGAAGAAGGGAAAGCCGCUUUUUCUCAAGAAAAGUCACGAAGAGUAAAAGAAGAAAAUCCAGAGAUCGCCGUGAACGCCAGCGGUAUCCCUGAGCAAAUACAGUCCCUCUCCGUGCAUGACUCUCAGGGCCAACCCAACGCUAGUGAAGAUUACAGAGAAGCUUCUUGUGCCGUGAACCUCGUUUUAAGAUUAAGAAACUCCAGAAAGGAACUUAAUGACAUACGAUUUGAGUUUACUCCAGGAAGAGAUACAGCAGAUGGUGUAUCUCAGGAGCUCUUCUCUGCUGGCUUGGUGGAUGGACAUGACGUAGUUAUAGUGGCUGCUAAUUUACAGAAGAUUGUAGAUGAUCCCAAAGCUUUAAAAACAUUGACAUUUAAGUUGGCUUCUGGCUGUGAUGGGUCGGAGAUUCCUGACGAAGUGAAGCUGAUUGGGUUUGCUCAACUGAGCGUCAGCUGAUGUAGGUUCCCUGCUGUCACCCCAUCUGUCGUGCCCCAACCCCUGUCCCCUCAACUCUCCCUCUCCCUGCCCACUUCCCCCCACCCCCUCACUCCCAGUUCCCAGCAAAAUCAGAAGAUUGUGAAGAGGCCGGCUUCGACAAAAUGGGAUAAAAAAUAAUUUUCUAAAACUUACAACACUCCGAGUUCUGCUUUAUUCCCUAGCAAUCCACAGUGUGAGAACAAGCGAAUGCCACAGCUGCACGAGUGUUGCUCAUUCUUCCGAAAGCUGUUUAAUAUUCUUAGCAAUCAAUUCGGAUAUCCCUUAAGUGAAAAGGAUCUGAAGUACACUCAGGUGGUCCUAUUUAUUGGCAACAAAAGGCAUUUUCUACCAGAAGCCUAUUUCUUUUUCCCUUGUUGUUUCUGUUAUAAUUCUUUACUUGUACAUCUGACAGUACCGCCUCUUUUAUGUUGUAUUUAGAAAUUAAUAUACUUACAAAAUUAAGAUUUAUUAGCCAAACUUGAAUUCUAGUUUUAAAACUGACUGUGAAUUUUAUUUUUCAUAUAUUUAUGCAUUACACACGUUAGCUAUAAGAAAAGUUUUUGAUUAUAUGCUUCUUGCAGUUAAUCUCCUGUUAUUGAAACAAAAAGUUUCGAGUCUAUCUUUGGAGUAUUUGUAACUUCUAAUUUUUGAAAUGACUGAAUUAGGAGCUUGGAUGCUUCUCCUUUUGGUUUGUUUGCCUGAAAACCAAUUCACAAUCUGAUUAUCUCUUGGGAGAGGGAGGUGCCUUGCAAACUUUCAUAUUAAGAAUGUGCCUGAGGCUGCUUUACUCUGGAAUAGUCUCAGAUCUAAAAUUUCUUCUACGCAAAGUGGCAUAUGCUAAGUUUUGCCUCAUCGGAACAUUUAGAAUGCUAUAGAAAACAUUGCCAUUCUGUUAGAUUGCUAACUAUAUACCCAUCUCUGAUUUGGUUCUUCUUAAGUGAUAGGAUUUGUUAUUCUAAAGGUGAUAAACUUGAAAAUACCAGAAUCUGAGUUUUACUUGAAAUUCUGCAGCAUACCCAGGUGGAGUGAAAAUCAUAGAAAGGGUUUUGUGCAAUGACUAGAAGGUAAAGCGCUAUGAAGUUUCAAGAAUAAAUAUUUUCAACCCAAGUAGCCCUCUGCUUGACUAUACAUUAUGGGACUAGUAAAUCUUAGGAUUUUCAAAAUUGGAGUCUAAACUUACAGGGAGGUGGGCUCCUGGGAUGGUACCAUUGCUCUUUCCUCGCUAAUCCUAGAUACGGCAGCUCUUUAAUGUACUUUAAAAAGCAAAUAUAUAUUACUAAGGAAAAAAAGUUAUUUAUAAUUGCCUUGUCAUAAUUGUUAAGGUGUUCUAGAGCCAUUUGCAUACAAUUUAAUGUAAUUUCAUUCCAUUCUAUUGUUUACACAACGAUUACUCAAAGAUGACUGCAGAGGUAAAAGGAAAAUAAAAGCGUAUUGCACAA
Messenger RNA from Nycticebus coucang (slow loris), 3771 nucleotides. RefSeq names its product serine/threonine kinase 39 (gene STK39). Gene Ontology annotation, molecular function: ATP binding; protein serine/threonine kinase activity. NCBI's taxonomy places the organism in Eukaryota, Metazoa, Chordata, Mammalia, Primates, Lorisidae. Bases 668 to 2311 code for a protein of 547 amino acids. Gene Ontology annotation, biological process: protein phosphorylation. The transcript has 18 exons. The record is from RefSeq and is a predicted model, not a curated record.